Messenger RNA from Pediculus humanus corporis (human body louse), 3003 nucleotides. RefSeq names its product mtm1, mtmr1,2, putative. Gene Ontology annotation, biological process: dephosphorylation. Gene Ontology annotation, molecular function: phosphatidylinositol-3,5-bisphosphate 3-phosphatase activity. The record is from RefSeq and is a predicted model, not a curated record. The transcript is spliced from 13 exons. The coding region runs from base 1 to 3003 and encodes 1000 amino acids. NCBI's taxonomy places the organism in Eukaryota, Metazoa, Arthropoda, Insecta, Psocodea, Pediculidae.
AUGGCCAAAGUUUAUAAAUCAAUUUGUAAUGAAAUAGAUUUAACACUUUUAAAUAUCGCUCAUAUUAUAGAAAAAAUAAUUAGGUACAAAGUGGAAAUAGAAACGCUAAUGAAUAAAGGUUUUGUAAGCAUUGCCAAAGCCAGAUAUAUAAUGGGAAGUACGUGUGUAACUAAAAUGCAAUUACCCUCGGAAAAAUCAAAUCCGAUUCAACCGUUAGCUACAGUUUGCAGAGCUCAAAGAAACAAUCAUUGGGUUUUUCACAUUCACAGAAAAGAUGUUCCUAAGCCAUCUUCAUCAAAUGAUGAAAAAAUUGAUAAUUUAGAAACAGAUGAGGUUUCUAAAGAAAGUUUUGUGACAAAUUAUCAUUCUGAAUCUCAAUUCAAAAAUGUACUACAAAAUGAUCCAAAGAGUUUAAAAAAAUCAAAAUUUGCAUAUCAUGUUGAUGAUAAUAAAUAUCAAGAAUGUAAUAAUGAGUUUCUAGAUGAAUUUUCAAAUCAUUCUGGUUCAAAUGAAAGCUUACACAGUUUAGAUGAACCUCUUAGAUUAUUCGGAGUGUUGGUUCCAAAUACACUAAAACAUGGUCAGGAAACAUUUAAAGAAGUUGUCGGUUGUUUGGGAAAGUGUGCUACUUUACAAUCUCAGCUAAUAGAAUCCCUUUCUAAAUAUGGUCAUUUAAUGCAAGUAAAAGGAUUAAUGGAAAUGGCUGCUGUUAAAGGCAAUAUUAACAUAUCCCAACCCAAAGUUUAUUGGACUAUUGAUGAUGUUACAAGCACUUCAGGAUAUUCUGAUGAAAUCGGAGAGGAGAGAGAAGUAAAUGAAGAAGCUGAAGAAGAAGAAGAGGAGGAAGAAGAAGAAGAAGAAGAAGAAAAUGAAAAAGAAGAAGUAAAAAAAGAAGAACAAAAAGAAAUGAAAAAAGAAGAAGUAAAAGAAGUAAAAAAAGAAGAAGUAAAAGAAAAAGAAGCAGAUACUGUUAAUGUUACCAAGAGUGUAAGGUCUGUGUUUUAUAAUUUAAAUGAAUUAGAAAAUGAGAAAUCAGAAUGGGAAAAUGUAAUGGAUUCAAAACCAAAUAAUGGAAAUGGUAGUACGGGAGAUACAAACAAUUCGAAAGAUGCUAGUUCAGAUUCUUUAGUUUCUGAUUCCAAAUCUAGUUCUCUAAAUUCGAAACUUGGUCAGGAACAUGGUGGUAAUAGUUGGGGUAAAUCCCCAUCUGGCUCAAGUUCAACUUCCGCAGAAAAUAUUGGGUCAGCAUUUGAAAAUUUACUUAACUAUAAGCCAAAGGCUAUUCAUCAUGUUCGAGGAGAUGAUCCACCCUUACUUCCUGGAGAAUCUGUCAAAGGAACAGCUAAAGAAGUAGCAUAUAUAUGUCCUUAUUUGGGUCCCAUCAGGGGUGUAUUAUGCGUUACAAAUUACAAAUUAUAUUUUAAAAGUAGUGACAGAGAUGCUCCAUACAUUUUAGAUGUGCCUUUAGGAGUUGUUAGUAGAAUUGAAAAAGUUGGGGGGGCUACAAGUCGAGGUGAAAAUUCUUAUGGCAUCGAUGUAUUUUGUAAGGAUAUGAGAAAUAUUAGAUUUGCUCAUAAACAAGAAAACCAUUCGAGAAGAGAUGUUUUUGAAAAAUUGCAACAGUUUGCCUUUCCACUAUCUCACAAAAAACCAAUAUUUGCUUUUAGUUAUACAGAAACGUUUAAUGAAAAUGGUUGGAACAUAUACGAGCCCAUUGGAGAAUUAAAAAGAAUGGGUGUGCAAUAUCCUAACGACAUGUGGAGAAUAACAAAAAUUAAUGAAAAUUACGAAAUUUGCGAUAGUUAUCCAUCGAUAAUUGCUGUCCCUGCACAAGCCACAGAUGAAGAGCUAAGAGCUGUGUCUGCAUUUAGGAGCCGUGGAAGAUUGCCUGUUCUUUCUUGGAUUCACCCAGAGUCACAAGUAACAAUCACGAGAUGCUCUCAACCUCUCGUGGGAGUUAGUAAUAAAAGGUGCAAAGAAGAUGAACAUUAUAUUCAAUUAAUAACGGAUGCCAAUGCUCAAUCACCAAAAUUAUAUAUAAUGGACGCUAGACCGAGUUCUAAUGCCAUUGCAAACAUUGCCAAAGGUGGUGGAUAUGAAUCUGAAGACGCUUAUAAAAAUGCCGAAUUGAUAUUUUUGGAUAUUAGUAACAUUCACGUCAUGAGAGAAUCAUUGAGAAAAUUAAAAGAAUUAUGUUUUCCAAUGAUAGACGUGUCGAGAUGGUUAUCAGGUAUCGAAUCGACAUGUUGGUUAAAACACAUAAAAACGAUACUUUCGGGAGCUAUAAGAAUUGUUGAUAAGGUGGAAAGUCACAAUUCUUCCGUUUUGGUUCACUGUUCCGACGGUUGGGAUAGAACGUCGCAAUUGACGGCUUUGGCAAUGCUAAUGUUGGAUCCAUUUUACAGAACGAUAAAAGGUUUCGAAAUACUAAUAGAAAAAGAAUGGCUUAGUUUCGGACAUAAAUUCGAACAGCGGAUCGGCCACGGUGACGAACAUCAUUCCGAUUCAGAUCGAUCUCCAGUAUUUUUGCAAUUUAUCGACAGCGUUUGGCAAAUAACUCAACAAUUUCCAUGCGCGUUCGAAUUUAACGAACAUUUUUUAAUUUGCAUAUUAGAUCAUUUGUAUUCAUGUAGAUUUGGAACGUUUUUGUGUAACAGCGAACGCGAAAGAGCGUCUCUUAACGUAAAACAAAAAACGGUUUCUUUAUGGUCUUACAUAAAUAGUAACAUUGACAUACAUAAAAAUCCUCUCUAUUGGGCAUCAUCUCAAAAUCAAAUAAUUCUUAUACCAAAUGCAAGCAUGAGACAUUUAAAAUUAUGGAAAUCAUAUUACUGUCGUUGGAAUCCGAGCAUGCGAACUCAGGAUCCGAUUCAUCGUAGAACAAGAGAAUUAAUUUUAUUAAAAGAACAAUUAGAAAAACAAAUACAAGACUGUAGACAAGAGCAGCAAAUGAGAGCAUCGAAAAACAUGAGCACACCAUCAAGACUUUCAACAUUACAUUAA